Molecule: messenger RNA, 1301 nt
Organism: Brassica rapa (field mustard)
Lineage: Eukaryota; Viridiplantae; Streptophyta; Magnoliopsida; Brassicales; Brassicaceae
Product: polyubiquitin
Molecular function (GO): protein binding
Source: RefSeq, a predicted model, not a curated record
UAAAAGGUUGCGUGUAGCUAACGCUCAAUACGCGUCAUUUUAAUACGUGCCAAACUCUUAUUCGCUAUUGCUUCACAGCCAUAGCUUUCUCGUGACCGAGUCUUCCUCAUCCUCUUUGUAUAAAUCAAACCCUAAACACCUCUUCUCCUUCCCAAAUCUAUAAACCAAUCAUUCUCAAUUCUAUAGCUCUCUCUCUCUCGAAUUACGAAUCAAAGAUGCAGAUCUUCGUUAAGACUCUCACAGGAAAGACCAUCACCCUUGAGGUGGAAAGCUCCGACACCAUCGACAACGUCAAGGCCAAGAUUCAGGACAAGGAGGGAAUCCCACCGGAUCAGCAAAGGCUUAUCUUCGCCGGGAAGCAACUCGAGGAUGGACGUACUCUCGCUGACUACAACAUCCAGAAGGAGUCGACCCUUCAUCUCGUCCUCAGGCUCCGUGGAGGUAUGCAGAUCUUUGUUAAGACUCUCACCGGAAAGACGAUCACGCUCGAGGUGGAGAGCUCCGACACCAUCGACAACGUUAAAGCUAAGAUCCAAGACAAGGAGGGUAUUCCUCCCGACCAGCAGCGUUUGAUCUUUGCUGGUAAGCAGCUCGAGGACGGCAGAACCCUCGCUGAUUACAAUAUCCAGAAGGAGUCUACUCUCCACUUGGUCUUGCGUCUGCGUGGAGGUAUGCAGAUCUUUGUCAAGACUCUUACCGGUAAGACCAUUACUCUAGAGGUGGAGAGUUCCGACACCAUUGACAACGUUAAGGCUAAGAUCCAGGACAAGGAAGGCAUUCCUCCAGACCAGCAGAGGUUGAUCUUUGCCGGCAAGCAGCUCGAGGAUGGUCGUACCUUGGCUGACUACAACAUUCAGAAGGAGUCGACUCUUCAUUUGGUGUUACGUCUGCGUGGUGGCAUGCAGAUCUUUGUGAAGACUCUUACCGGAAAGACCAUCACACUUGAGGUGGAGAGCUCGGACACCAUUGAUAACGUCAAGGCCAAAAUCCAAGACAAGGAAGGGAUCCCUCCAGACCAGCAGCGUCUCAUCUUCGCUGGCAAGCAGCUUGAGGAUGGUCGCACCCUUGCCGACUACAACAUUCAGAAGGAGUCUACCCUUCACUUGGUGUUGCGUCUCCGUGGUGGCUUUUAAGUCUUUGUCCUCUGUCGUAUCAUGAAACAACAAUGUCUGCGUUUUUAGUUCCGCUAUCUUUAAAACUUAUCAUGGUUGGUUUGUGUGUCUGAGGCGUUAUAAAGCCUCGAUUAAAUAAUUGAUGACCUCUGUUUCCUAUCUCUUUUAAGACCAUUCGAAUGUUUCCAU